AGGACUGACACACAAAUAUCUUUUCACAGUUUGCGGGUUUUUUAAAAUUCUGGUUUAUUUGGUUUGCUAAAUCUGGUUGCUAUGUCUGGACGUGGAAAACAAGGAGGCAAGGCGCGGGCCAAGGCCAAGACCCGCUCUUCUCGUGCUGGGUUGCAGUUCCCCGUGGGUCGUGUGCAUCGGUUAUUGAGAAAGGGCAACUAUGCUGAGCGUGUUGGGGCUGGAGCACCUGUCUACCUGGCUGCUGUGCUCGAGUAUUUGACCGCUGAGAUCCUGGAGCUGGCUGGUAACGCUGCCCGGGACAACAAGAAGACCAGGAUCAUCCCUCGCCACCUGCAACUGGCCAUCCGCAACGACGAGGAGUUGAACAAGUUGCUGGGUAGAGUCACCAUCGCCCAAGGAGGAGUCCUGCCCAACAUCCAGGCUGUCUUGCUCCCCAAGAAAACGGAGAGUCACAAAGCCAAAGGAAAAUAACUUUUUAAAAACUUGUUGCAUAGAUUUUCCACUCACACAAAAAACCAAAACCAAAAGGCUCUUUUAAGAGCCAC
Hemicordylus capensis (graceful crag lizard) is the source of this 545-nucleotide messenger RNA. Its product is annotated as histone H2A type 1-E. Gene Ontology annotation, cellular component: nucleosome. NCBI's taxonomy places the organism in Eukaryota, Metazoa, Chordata, Lepidosauria, Squamata, Cordylidae. The record is from RefSeq and is a predicted model, not a curated record. Gene Ontology annotation, molecular function: DNA binding; structural constituent of chromatin; protein heterodimerization activity. Bases 82 to 471 code for a protein of 129 amino acids. The transcript has a single exon.